AUGUCGCCUACCGCGACCAACUAUGCUGUGGCACAAAGGAACGAUGCAGCAUGCAACGUGCAUGUUGUACAAUGCGCCACGGGUUCCAUGCCUUGCCCUGAGAGCGCACUGGACAACAGCACAAAAAAGCAUUACGGCGACAUCUCCGCCGGGUCCGAAGAUGGAUCCAAGGCAAGCUGUGGCGUAAGCUCGGACUUUUCCAGCGGGUCGACGUUCGAUGCUCUCUGUUUCGAUCACAUAACCGCCGGCUCGUAG
Sporothrix schenckii 1099-18 is the source of this 255-nucleotide messenger RNA. RefSeq lists its product as uncharacterized. The record is from RefSeq and is a predicted model, not a curated record. The transcript has a single exon. The coding region runs from base 1 to 255 and encodes 84 amino acids. Lineage: Eukaryota; Fungi; Ascomycota; Sordariomycetes; Ophiostomatales; Ophiostomataceae.